Messenger RNA from Penicillium argentinense, 522 nucleotides. RefSeq names its product translocation channel protein TIM22. Gene Ontology annotation, molecular function: transmembrane protein transporter activity. Gene Ontology annotation, cellular component: TIM22 mitochondrial import inner membrane insertion complex. The coding region runs from base 1 to 522 and encodes 173 amino acids. The transcript has 3 exons. Lineage: Eukaryota; Fungi; Ascomycota; Eurotiomycetes; Eurotiales; Aspergillaceae. Gene Ontology annotation, biological process: protein insertion into mitochondrial inner membrane. The record is from RefSeq and is a predicted model, not a curated record.
AUGAGUCUUCCGGGCAUGUCGGCGGGUGCCAUGGGUGCCAACGGCCAAAUGCAGGGAAUGAGUGAGCAAGAGCAGGCCAUGGUGAAGAUGAUGCAAUCCGGCAUGGAAUCGUGCCCCGUUAAGACAGUCAUCUCCGGUACAAUGGGUUUCGCUCUUGGUGGUGCCUUUGGUCUCUUCAUGGCCAGUAUGUCCUACGACUCCUCCUUCACCCCCCAGGGCCAAGAAAUCGCCAACCUCCCGUGGCGCGACCAGGUCCGCCGCGGAUUUAAGGAUAUGCGCGCGCGCUCGUGGUCGUCCGCAAAGAACUUCGGUAUUGUCGGCGCGCUGUACUCCGGAACCGAGUGCUGUAUCGAGGGACUGCGUGCGAAGAACGACUUGACCAACAGUGUCGCGGCCGGUUGCGUGACUGGCGGUAUUCUCGGUGCCAAGGCUGGCCCGCAGGCGGCUGCCUUUGGUUGCGCCGGUUUUGCGGCAUUCAGUGCUGCCAUUGAUGCUUAUAUGCGCAUGCCUGAUUCGGAAUAA